Morone saxatilis (striped sea-bass) is the source of this 1439-nucleotide messenger RNA. RefSeq names its product PAK1 interacting protein 1 (gene pak1ip1). Gene Ontology annotation, molecular function: protein binding. The record is from RefSeq and is a predicted model, not a curated record. NCBI's taxonomy places the organism in Eukaryota, Metazoa, Chordata, Actinopteri, Moronidae.
GUAGACUUCUGCGCAAGCGCAUUCGCUGCGCACGUUAUUUUGGCGUCGUUAGUGGGUUAUAUUCAUGUUUAUAUAGCUUCACCACCCCGUUUACGUGCGCUGUUUGUCAUGUGUGUCUCCUAUUGGACUGAUAGUAGCUGUUUCUAGCUGUUGCUCGAACCAGGAGACAGAAUUCACGAAGAAACAGCUGCAGUUUGAAGAAAGCCACGUUAGCUUCAACCCUCUGUGAGUGGCAGCAUGGCAGCUGUACUGGAGCUGGUUGCAGGCAGCUACGAGCAGGUCGCCUUCGGUUACCGGGUGAAAACCGAUGAGAAAGAGUGGACAGCCAAGGCAAACUUCACACAUCACGCCCACACAGCAUCCAUAUCAGCUGUGGCAGCCAGUGAGAGGUUUGUUGUCACCGGUAGCAAAGAUGAGACCAUACAGCUGUACGACAUGAAGAAGAGGAGUGAACACGGAGCUCUGCUGCAUCAUGACGGCACCAUCACCAGCCUGGAGUUUUACGGGUCGUCUCAUUUACUGAGCGGAGGAGACGAUGGACUGUUAUGUGUGUGGAGCACGAAGAAGUGGGAGUGUCUGAAAUCCAUCAGAGCUCACAAAACUCAAUCCUGGCCGUUGCAGGAGACGAUGAAAUCGUGAGGUUAUGUGACACGGGAAAAGAGAAAUGGGUGUGUGAGUUUAAGGCUCAUGAAACCAGAGUAAAAGCAGUUGACAGUUUCGUUAUGGAGGAUUUCUGCGUGAUGGUGACGGCUUCAAACGACGGAUUCAUCAAAAUGUGGAAGCUUCAUCUAAAAGAGGAGCUAGAAUCUCCCACUCUCCUCGGGGAAGUGAACACAUCGGCCAGACUGACUUGCCUCGCAGUGUGGAAACCUUCGUCCAUGCCGCAGAUCACUGAGGAACCCGCAGCUGAGGCAACAACAUCUGAAGAACUCGCUCGGGAGCUUUUAAAGACGAAGAGAGUGCGAAUUGCAACGGAAGAAGUCAUCCUCGAAGAUGAGAGCAAACCCAAAAAGAAGAAAAAGGCUGGUGGAAAAUCAAGCGAGAAAUAAUAAACACGUUUUAUUAUUGGUGGACUGUUUUAUAUCUGGACUUGUUUGUUCACAUGUGCAUUUUGCAGGUGAUAAACUGCAGCUUUUAAGGAUAGAUUUUAUGAAUAUAGUUGCUGUCAACGCUGAAAAGAAGAAAAGACAAAUGGAAAAUGAGAUGGGCGACAAUAAAAAUGUUUUAUAAUCCAUUUAUAUCUGAUGUUAUAUUGUCAAGCGUGUAUUUACUCACGGUUACCACAGGGAGGUGAUAAAGCAUGGCUGCUGAUUGUAUUUUUUUAAGGAUGUAUUUGGUCUCUUUGUGGAAAGAUAUUUAUGAGGCGUCACUUUCUUCCUUUGACAAUGUUGGAAACAGACAAGAUCUCAUUAACUAAAAUAAUAUUUACCACUCAAAAA